GUCCUCCGAUAUGGACGAUCUAUUUGGGCUUCGCAAUAACCCAUUCGGACUACCCGCCGUUAUAUAUAAUAGAAUUCAAAUAAUUUUUAAUAAAAUUUUAUUAAUACAAACGUUUCCUUAUAAUCAAAAAAAGUAAUAGGAAUGUGUACAAUAAAUAUUUUUAAAUUUCGAUGAAGCAAUGCUUCUAAAUCUCCCCGAUUUUUAAUACCUCUAUCUCCCUGCAACUUUAUAGAAAAUAUGUUUUUAAGUUGCAGGAAGGGACGGACAAUAAUUCGCGAUAAUUGUGAACUGAGAUUAUGCCUCGACGAACAUCGAACAUAUGGAAUUACUUCGAACUGAUAAAUACAGAUGGGAAGAAAACUACAAAGUGUAAUUUCUGUCGACAAUAUUUGGGAAACAACGCUACAAAGCUUAAAAAACAUUGUUUGAGUGCAUGUAAACUAUGUCCGGAAAAUGUUAAAAUGACAAUUCAAUAUGAAACUAAAAGAGAAGUUCCUAUCACUGCAGCUAUUUCUUUAUCGGCACCCUGUCAUGUACCAUCAACAUCUUCGCAAAGUCUAAUUCCGUUGAUUCCAGUGUCCUUUAAUACUGAGGAAAACUCGUCGUCAGCAUCGUUCUCAUUUUCCCAGGAAUCGACACAGCAUUCAUCAAAUGUUAUUUCUCCGAAACAAAAGAAGGAAAUAGAGCUCUGCCUAGCCCGAGCUAUUUAUGCUCCCGGGUACAUCACUCGAUAUUUUAGAAUCCAGUUUUUGGCAAAAAGCAAGCGCUGCACUAAAUCCUUCAUUCAGUUCCUACGAGAUACAUCAUUAGCAAUACUUUGCUAGAUUCUGAGUAUGAACGCAUAUGAAGAAAAACCUCAUAUUAUUAAUCAAGCAGGCGCUCUCGCGCUAGUGAUGGACAGCUGGCGUGACAUAAAUGGUAAAGGCACUAUAAAUUUCACAAUCAAAAUACCAAAAUCUGUAUUAUAUAAAUGUGUAUAUACUGGAUUAAAGCGUGAAACUUCUACUUAUUUAUUUACACAACUAAACAGUAAUAGACGAAAUAGGUCCAUCAAAGUUUGUAGCAGUUAUUACCGAC
Messenger RNA from Diatraea saccharalis (sugarcane borer), 1077 nucleotides. The record is from the annotation of a GenBank genome assembly. Lineage: Eukaryota; Metazoa; Arthropoda; Insecta; Lepidoptera; Crambidae.